UUUUCACUGCGGUAAUGAGUGCAGUGGAAAAAAAUAAUGUAUGUAUUACUUUAUUGAUGAAACCUUGAAACUCGUUUAAACUAAAAUAACUUCGAAAAAACUGAGUUUCCGUAAGUGCGUCGGGAAAGUUAUUUGUUAUCUUUGCCUAUUGCUGGAGUCGCUCUUUCAAUCCAAAAAGUAGUGCAAUCUUUGAAACAAACACAAACACAAAUUCAAUUUCAAAUUCGUAUUCUAAAGCCAUCUGCUCGCUCAGCCACGCUGGGUAGUCCUUACUUGUCGCUAACGCCUGCGGGCCCUGACAGCCCGAUCUCAGCGGCCGCCACCGCCGUUACACACAUCACAGCCGUGCAGCCGCUACCGCCUACACUUCAUGCUUACAGCCACAACCAUAAUCACAACCAUAACGACUUGUCACCCCACCAGCACUCACUGUUGCCGCAAAAACACUUCCAGCUCUCCGAGAACUCCGCUUUCAACUUAGCCGCUUUCCGCCACACGCCUGCAAGCGCCGCUACCGCCAUUGUCGCUGGUGCUGCCGGCUUCUCCUCUACGGCUGCCGCUUUCUAUCAUCGCUUGAACAGCUUUGCCGGCACAAGUGAGAGCACAAGCACCUCUUCCACCGACUACUGCUUGCCACCGUACAAUAGUUUGGCCCCUAGUGAACAACCGUCAACGCUUGCCCCAUCAUCCGCCGCCGCUGCUGACAAUAUGGAUCUCAUCAAUCCCUAUAUGCGCCAUCAUAGCUUUGCCACCAGCCAGAGCAGCUCGCCAUCGGCCAUGGCUAUGGCCACAUCGAUGGCGAAUCGUAGUCCUCCAGCAGGCGCCGCUGCCGCUGCAGCAGCUGCGCUCCAUCACCACCUCCCGAAUGCCGCCGGCUUGUCGAACGGUUUCGCCGAAGCGGCCGCCGCUGCUGCUGCCGCGCACCAUGACUAUCAGAAUUUAGCUGCCGCGGCGGCGAGUCGCGAUCACCUGCUCGAUUAUCACAGCGCUGCAGCGGCUGCCGCAUACGCUGCGAACAACAAUAAUCUCUCCAGCUCGCUUAUGCUUCUCAAGGCCCCGCCCAAACAGCUGCACUCGCUUGAGGCGAGCGGGACAAAGUCAACGCGCUCAGCUGAAGAUUCCUCCACACCGCCGCCUCUGUUGUCGGCGAGUAGCGGUGGUGGCGCUGGCGCCGAUCACUCCUCCGUCGCCUCAUCAUCCCGCCUGCAAUCCGAGUCUCCCGACAACUGUGCGAAUUCGCUACACCAGCGCAACCGCUACGACAACAACUCCAGCCCCGGUGUGGACAGCUCCAAAUCGUAUCCCGUGAGUCAACGUAGCGGUAGUGGAGGCGAUGAAGCGGGCAAUAAUAGCGAAUCGAGUCCGCCACCGCCUGACUACAGUCCCGAGAACCUCUCGGCGCAUCGCGCCAAAUACGUGUCUGCAUUGCAAGCAUCACAUCACAAUAAUAAUAACAACAGUAUGGGCGGCGGCGUACACCCACUGGGUGUGCAUCACAAUAAUAACAACAACAUGUUGGAGCACAAACUGCCACUGAGUUUUCUGGGACCGCCGCUGGCGGCUCUGCACUCAAUGACUGAAAUGAAGACGCUAAUCCGCAUGGAAUUGAUACGAUAUUGUCGAAACCGCCGCCGGUAACAUCGGCGGGUCUAAGUGCUUUAGCGGGAGGUGGCAUACCGCGUUUCUCCAUUGCCGCCGCCGCUGCUGGAAUGGCCCAGUACUUGUCACAAAGUCAAGGUACUCCGCUAAAAACGCAUGCUGGCCACAUUGUGGAACGAACGCAUUUGUACUGGCCGGGAUUGCAGGGAUUGGUGGCGAAUCCAAUAGCGUGGCGUGAAAGGCUGUCGAAUACAAUGUCAGCGAGUCUCUCACAGGCACAUCAACACCAUCAAGGCAACGAUAAGGAUGGCAAGAAGAAGCACACCCGCCCAACUUUUAGUGGCCAGCAAAUAUUUGCGCUGGAAAAGACAUUCGAACAAACGAAAUAUCUGGCGGGGCCAGAACGGGCGAAACUCGCCUAUGCCUUAGGAAUGACCGAAUCGCAAGUGAAGGUCUGGUUCCAGAACCGACGGACCAAGUGGCGCAAGAAACAUGCCGCGGAAAUGGCAACCGCCAAACGGAAACAGGAUAUUAUGGGCGGUGGCGAACCGGACGGCGACUGCAGCGAGACAAUGGACAGUGACAAUGAGAGCCUGGAUAUGGGCGAGAAUCCGGCGCAGAGUAAACGUUGUCGUAUGGGUGAUAAUUAUCGUUAGAUGAGCGGGCGGGAAAAACGUUG
Messenger RNA from Rhagoletis pomonella (apple maggot), 2278 nucleotides. RefSeq lists its product as uncharacterized. Gene Ontology annotation, molecular function: RNA polymerase II cis-regulatory region sequence-specific DNA binding; DNA-binding transcription factor activity, RNA polymerase II-specific. The record is from RefSeq and is a predicted model, not a curated record. NCBI's taxonomy places the organism in Eukaryota, Metazoa, Arthropoda, Insecta, Diptera, Tephritidae. Gene Ontology annotation, cellular component: nucleus. Gene Ontology annotation, biological process: regulation of transcription by RNA polymerase II; cell differentiation.